Culicoides brevitarsis is the source of this 773-nucleotide messenger RNA. Its product is annotated as protein LZIC-like. The transcript has 2 exons. The record is from RefSeq and is a predicted model, not a curated record. The coding region runs from base 83 to 586 and encodes 167 amino acids. Gene Ontology annotation, molecular function: beta-catenin binding. Lineage: Eukaryota; Metazoa; Arthropoda; Insecta; Diptera; Ceratopogonidae.
UUUGUUUUGUUUUGUCCGUAAAAUCGCUCGUCUCGCAAAAAAAAUCUCCUCGCCUCCCAAAAAUCCCUUAAAUUAAUCCAACAUGACUACAGCUAACGGAAAAUUGAUUGAAAAUCUGGAAAUGCAAUUGAAACGUCUCGUAACGGAAUUAAAGGACCUCGACGAAUGCAGAGACGAAUUAACUCCCGAUGAAUUCGAUACAAUCAAAGAAGACCUCAUUGAACAGUUCAAAGAGUUCCAAGAAACCCUAGAUCGACUUCAAAAAGGCGACACAACACUCGAAUCCAAAGUAUCUCAAAUGCGAAAUGAAAUAAAAAAUGCGAUAAGGACGGCUUUUAACACGACCGAGAUGAUCAAAAUGUUUGUGGAACAAGAUUCGCACGAGCUACUUAACCAAUUAUUGAGUCUCGAGGAGGAAUACAAGCUGAAACGCAUCAAACUUGAAGACAUGGAGGAGAAAAAGACUAAAAUUCUGAAGAGACUGCAGAAACAGGGAUAUGCGUUGUCUGAAAAUGAUACCAAAUUUUUGAAGGAAAAGAGCCAAAUUUACUUGCAGAGCAUUGACGAUGCGGAUGCAGAGAAUUAAAAAUUUAUCUACUUUAUGUGACCAGUAUGGCCAUGAAUUUAGCCAUAAUUUUUAUACGGAAUCUUAACUUUUGAUGAAUGUUUUGAUAUAUAUUUAUUAACUGUACUACUUAUACAUUCGAGAAAAUGUAAAUUUUUAUACCGUUUGAGAGCUUUAACAUUUUUUGUGCGAAUAAAAGGAAUUAACC